AUGCAUACUUCGCAGAAUGCCCUGCUUGGGUCCCUGAAGGACAUCCUCAAGGCUCAACAAGAUUCUGGUCGUAAGGAUAAGGACAUGCGUGCAGGACCCACGCAGCCCAUGAGUCAGCUGAUGCCGUGCGGGAUCUGUGAAGGGAAGCAUGCAUCCUAUAACUGUCCCCAUAAGAAGUGCAGUGAGGGUUGCUUUAUCUGUGGUUCUAAGGCACACUUGUCCCACUCGUGUCCCGAGCGCCCAGCUCUGCUGGAAAAGAUUAAGAAGGGUGUGACGCCGGAACAGGGAAAUUAG
This is a messenger RNA of Perkinsus marinus ATCC 50983, 294 nucleotides long. RefSeq lists its product as hypothetical. The record is from RefSeq and is a predicted model, not a curated record. Gene Ontology annotation, molecular function: nucleic acid binding; zinc ion binding. The transcript has a single exon. Lineage: Eukaryota; Perkinsozoa; Perkinsida; Perkinsidae. Bases 1 to 294 code for a protein of 97 amino acids.